ACACCCUCACCCACGUAGUAGAAGAAGAUCUUCAACGCGUGCGUGCACUGCAGCAAACACGUUGUCUAACAUCUGAGCGCUGUGUUUGAAGAUAAUUACAAACCAAAUCAGUAUUUUACUCUUACUAAAAUGACCAAGGUAAAGAAAGAGAAGGCCGUCGCCGAGGAGGAGACCGGGGUACCUGAAAAAUCUUAUCAAGAGUUGAUUGCUAAUGUCAACCCAAUUGCUCAACCUCUGGCCUCAAAAAAACUUAGCAAGAAGCUUUACAAGUGCGUCAAAAAAGCAUCAAAACUGAAGCAAAUACGGCGGGGAGUGAAAGAAGUCCAGAAGUUUAUAAACAAAGGAGAAAAGGGGAUUGUGGUGUUGGCUGGCGACACCUUGCCUAUUGAUGUAUACUGCCACCUACCAGUCAUGUGUGAAGACAGGAGUUUACCAUAUGCCUACAUUCCUUCGAAAGUGGAUCUUGGCUCCUCUGCAGGAUCAAAACGACCAACGUGUGUCAUCAUGAUCAAACCACACGACGACUAUAAAGAAUCCUAUGAUGAAUGUGUGGAGGAGGUGUCUGCGCUACCCAAACCUUGCUGAGGUCCUCUAUGUGUGUCAGGACAUGGACUGCUGAUAUGGGCCUUGAUAACACAUCUAGGCCCUUCCACUUCACUCUCCCUCUUGUCUUGAGACAUGGCUUUACGUGGACAUUGUCACAAGUGAUUUCUGUUUCUUUUUUUAUUUUUAUUGUCCUUUUUUAACACCCCAGAUUUGUAACACAGGCCUUUGGAGCUCUGUUUUGUUUUACAAGGACUGCUCUUUGUUUAAAACAUUUUGAUGUCCAUGUGAAUGUUUUCCCCAUGGUAGUGGAACCUCAUUUACAGUUGAAAAAGAUUUGUUUGAAUAAUGGUCAAAACUGGAUUUUGAAAUGUGCCUUUAGUUAAUCUUAUUGCCCAUCGUAAAUAAGUGUGAACUGGUAAAGGUAAUCUGAUAAGUAAGGAAAGGAGUUCAUUUAAUUAUGCAUUUUGUCUUUGUAGAUUUCAAAAUAAAUAUAAAAAGAAAAUUUUACAGUGA
This is a messenger RNA of Sardina pilchardus (European sardine), 1059 nucleotides long. It is a transcript of the gene nhp2, whose product is annotated as NHP2 ribonucleoprotein homolog (yeast). Gene Ontology annotation, biological process: rRNA pseudouridine synthesis; snRNA pseudouridine synthesis; maturation of LSU-rRNA. Gene Ontology annotation, cellular component: box H/ACA snoRNP complex; cytosolic large ribosomal subunit; nucleolus. The coding region runs from base 130 to 585 and encodes 151 amino acids. Gene Ontology annotation, molecular function: box H/ACA snoRNA binding. The record is from RefSeq and is a predicted model, not a curated record. The transcript has 4 exons. NCBI's taxonomy places the organism in Eukaryota, Metazoa, Chordata, Actinopteri, Clupeiformes, Clupeidae.